Molecule: messenger RNA, 1137 nt
Organism: Aplysia californica (California sea hare)
Lineage: Eukaryota; Metazoa; Mollusca; Gastropoda; Aplysiida; Aplysiidae
Product: dystrophin
Exons: 5
Coding region: 73-846 (257 amino acids)
Biological process (GO): synaptic signaling
Cellular component (GO): plasma membrane
Molecular function (GO): protein binding
Source: RefSeq, a predicted model, not a curated record
UGACUUUUUGCUCUCAGGAAAUGGCACACAACAGUGGAGCAGUGGCGGAUCGUCGACAGCGGCACGAAAGAGAUGACGGCUUGGCUCGACUCGGCCGAGAACAAACUGACGACGGCUCGAAACACUCUCGGCCCAGAGGAGGCGGACCAGAUGUACAAGGAGUUGGAGGUCAGCCUUCGCCAACACCAAGGUCACGUGAAAAAAAUCAACUCGGCCAGUGAGGAGAUUUUGCGGGAGAGCAUAGGUGUUCCCUCCAACCCUCUCUCUGACCGGCUCGAACUGAUCAACCAUCGCUGGGAGGUCCUGUGCUCCGAAGUGUUUGCCAGGCAAAAAAGGUCAAAGGAGAGCAGCGUGGAGCCACAGGACUUCACCAAUGACAUGGACGAACUGUUCUCCUGGAUUGAUGAGACGGAGAACAUGAUUGGAUCGAGCCUCCGGCCGGACGUCCAUUAUCUCGAGGCUUUGCUGGAGAAACUGAAGGACCGUGAGGACGAGGUCGCGACGAGACAGGCCAGUCUGUCGUCCAUCAACACACGCGGGGCCAAGCUCCUCCAGUCUCCGACCCUCACGGAGGAGGACCGGGCCAACGUACGCCGCGACAUGGACAGUCUCAACGAGGGAUGGACAAAGGUGACCUUGACCGUGCCGCAGAAGGUCGUCCAGGUGGAAGAGGAACUGAGGAAAGUGAAGACGCUGAACGAAGGUCUGGACGAUCUGCAGAACUGGGUGGACAGCACCAAGGUCGUUCUUGCCACUCAGGCCUCGCCGGUGAAAUCUUUGACCGAGGUGGACGGCAACGACAGCGUCAUCAUUGACAGACAGGUGAGAAAUGUCAUAGACAGGUGAACAUAUCGUAGACAGACAGGUGAGACAUUUACAGACAGAGCGGUGAGAAUAUCAUAGACAGACAGGUGAGAAUGUCAUAGUCAGGUGAGACAUUCAUAGACAGACAGGUGAGAAUAUCAUAGACAGACAGGUGAGAAUAUCAUAGACAGACAGGUGAGAAUGUUAUAGAGAAUGUCAUAGUCAGGUGAGACAUUCAUAGACAAACAGGUGAGACAGUCAUCGACAGACAGGUGAGAAUGUCAUAGAUAGACAGAUGAAUGGAUAGAUAGACUGUUGGAUAGGUUAAAUAGA